Molecule: messenger RNA, 2622 nt
Organism: Osmia bicornis bicornis
Lineage: Eukaryota; Metazoa; Arthropoda; Insecta; Hymenoptera; Megachilidae
Product: transmembrane protease serine 4-like
Exons: 6
Coding region: 1199-2287 (362 amino acids)
Biological process (GO): proteolysis
Molecular function (GO): serine-type endopeptidase activity
Source: RefSeq, a predicted model, not a curated record
UCUCUUCCUGCAACAGAAAGACAGUGAAAUUUCUGAAAAUAAAGAAAGACUCAAAUCAACCCUUAACCAUAAAAGAGAUACCGAACGAAAGCGAAAGGGUUCGACGUCCCUAUUCUCCUUUUCCUCCUCCACUGGUACCUGGUUGAAAUAACUGGUACCGCUGCCACCUGCAGCCAGAAUCCGUACAAAAGCCUCUAAAAAGAGUCUCCAGUCUGUCCAUUCUCGAAAAAAAAACCCUGCAAACGAAGAGGAAGGGUAAACGAGCAAGGGGAAUUCCCAUUCCAUGGUACACUGCACCGAAAGCAUCAGCAUAUUAUCAUGACCAUGUUCGGCCUGCUUUUGACAUAUCUAUUACGCAUUUCCGAAUAGAGGAGACUUCGAAUUCUAUGCCCUGUUCCUAUCCUUCUCCCGCUGUCUGCUCGUCUUCUUCCUUCCCUGGAUGACAGAAGGGCCGAUGGGAAGAGAAAGCAGAGGGCGGAAGUAGAGAAAGGGGCUGGAAACUGUGAGAGAGGAGGGUAAGAGGGUCCCACACAGUGGGUGGAGAUCGGUGGUGCAGACGUAGAGGUCCAAUUAAUCAGCCAGGGCGUGAAACGAGAGGGGGAGGGGAAGGGAGAACGGGGGUGGUUUGGUGUUGGAGGAUGGUCGAAGGGGGUGGCUACGGGUUGUCGCAGGGAUUGCGGUGACAGAUCCGCCGUAUCUAUCCCUAUCUGCUCGGGGCAUUAAAUUCGCGCGAUGCCAGUACCGGUGCCGUCACCGGCCUCGGAUCCUCUUGAAUCGGUUAACAUUCCGCUGUACGCGUUGCUUCAGCUUUCAAUUAAACGCUCGUCCACGCGUUUCGCCCACGCGUUUUAUCUCGGUUUAAGGAUGUUGGUCGCUUUGCGGCACCGAUCACGAAAAAGACACCGAAACAACGAAAUCACGAUACCGUGUUUCUAAUAUUUUUCAAAAUCACUCCCCAAAUUAAUUAAUUCGUAAUCACCGAAAGCAAUCUAAAAUUCCUAUUAAUGUGUCUCGAAACUAAAACCCUAUCUGGGACAUACAUCCUGUAACGGGAGGACACUAUUCCUGGAAGGUAACGAACGAAAUAGGAUUCGGUUCCGUUAAUGAACACCGUGCUUGCUAAGUGAUUAUUUCCGAUAAAAGUUGAAAUGAACUUUCCUGGCAGCGUCGCAACGAUGCUGCUCUGUUGGCUCGUUUAAUGAAAAAAAAAUCAGGAAAACUAGGACGAGCUUGUACGGCUGCUUUGUUGCAGCAUUUCCCGGAAUCGUUCCACCGUUUGAUAACAGUUGCCGAUGUGCCCUGCGGCCAAGGAAGAUUCGCUACACGCACGGCAAGGCUGGUCGGAGGACAAAACGCGAUACCGCACGAAUUUCCUUGGAUGGUGAGCAUCAGCAGAAAAGGAGGACACUUCUGCGGUGGUACCAUUCUUAAUUCAAGAUUCGUCCUGACUGCAGCGCAUUGCUUGUGUUCAAUCUUCAACGUUCUAUGUCGCGUUGAUUCUGAUACUUCUAUUGACGGAAAAGUUGAAUAUACUUUUCGAAUUUCUAUUUUUCUUAUUACCACCCAACUAAUCAUAGAGACGAGAAAUAAAGAAAUUUCUUUCGUUCGAUUCAGAGCAAGAUCGAUGGUACCUGCCGGUCAAUUGCGAGUGAGCCUGGGCGAGUAUAAUCUGAAGGAACCGGAAGUGCCGGCGUCUAAAGAAGAGAGAGUAGCCAGCAUUAUCCUGCAUCCGGACCACAAAUGUGGAAAAUACGUGGACGAUAUUGCCCUUCUAGAGCUGGCAAGGCCAAUCAGUUGGUCGGAGAGCGUGAAACCCGCCUGUUUACCUGUGGCCACAGGGAAACCAGGGUACAGCGCCUUCGGCGGUGAAUUUGCUAAGGCCGCUGGAUGGGGGUGGUACGGGGAAGAUAGAUCUAAAUAUAGAUACGAAUCGAUUAAUCAAAGAACGUUUCCCUGUCUUCCAGAUAAACGAGCGGACGUGUUGCAAAAAGUGGACGUUCGCGUGAUCGAAAACAACGUUUGUCGCGAGUGGUAUGCCAGCCAGGGCAAGUCGACUCGCGUGGGAGAGAAGCAAAUGUGCGCUGGCCACGAAGAAGGCGGUCGAGACGCUUGUUGGGCUGACAGUGGCGGACCAUUGAUGAUCGAAGGUCUAUCGGGGAAUAAGAUGAUGGUCGUAGGAAUUGUCUCUUCCGGGGUGGGAUGUGGCCGACCACGACUUCCUGGUCUUUACACACGAGUCUCGGAAUAUAUACCUUGGAUCUCCCAACAUGUACUUCCGAUUCGGUGAAGAAGAAUUAAAGACUUAUUUCGUGGAGAAUCAUCUUAACAAGGGCUUGGGGAUCGCAUGUAUUUAUAAGACAAUUCGUGAGACACUAGGACAGAGAAGAAAAGAAUGAGAAACUUAAUUUAUGUAAUGCAAUUAACAUCGGUAACCCACUAACAGUGAUGCAAAAUGUGAUAAAACAAUUCCUAUUAAAGACUACAAAAGAUCGUUAUAAUUAAAUGUAAGUACUUUGUGAAAUAUGUUUUCCUAUCUAGUCAUGUUAUUGUAUAAUUGUUGUAUGGUAAAAUUACAACAAAUACUUUGAGAAGAUGAUAGUGUAUUAUAUUGUAAAUGAAUGU